AUGUCACAUAUGAUUCAACCCCCCAUCAACAAACAAAAAAAAAAAAAAGUGUCACACAACACGAUGAAUGUGACACAAGUAAAAACUACUUUUAGACAAUCAAAGAUAAGCCACACAAAAAAAAUCGAACUUUACUAAAUCGAAUUCAAACAAACGUGAACGUCGGUCAAACCGACUCAUACCGCACGUUCACAACGAAGAUAUAGAUCGACGCCGCGACAACGACGGCGCAGCAAGUUGAGGCUGAUUCGUUGUUGCGACGGCGGCGGCGAUGGCUCACCACUCAAACUCCUCUGCUCAGGUCUUCGACGGCGUCGAAGGGAUCACUGAUCGGAGUUCCACUUGCACGGCUGCAACGGCGGCGAGAGCAAAAAUCUUCUAUCUGAAACUGAGGAGCAAGAACUCUUGUUUUCACUGUCUUCAUCUCGCUUAAUCAUGCACUACUCUCAGCAAUGGAUUGUCAUGGGCAUAAUGAUAUGUGCAUCUUUUGUACACAUCUUUGUGCCUGUGGAACCUUAUCCCAUAGCUGAUAAAAUCACAAGUCUGCCGGGGCAACCUCAAGUCAGUUUCCAACAAUUUUCUGGAUACAUCACCAUAGAUGAAAAGCAACAGAGAGCUCUUUUCUACUACUUUGUUGAAGCUGAAGUGCAGCCAGCUUCAAAGCCACUUGUUCUCUGGCUAAAUGGGGGGCCCGGUUGUUCAUCUUUUGGAGCAGGAGCUUUCCUUGAGCAUGGCCCCUUUAAAGUGAAGGGAGACAAUCUGGUCAGGAAUGAGUACAACUGGAAUAAAGAAGCAAAUAUGUUGUACCUGGAAUCACCGGCAGGAGUUGGUUUCUCUUACUCUGCUAAUAAAUCAUUCUACGCCUAUGUGAACGAUGAGAUAACAGCACGAGACAAUCUUAUAUUUCUGCAACGCUGGUUUGCCAAAUAUCCAGAAUACCGAGACAAAGAUUUUUUUAUCGCAGGAGAGAGCUAUGCAGGUCACUAUGUGCCCCAACUUGCCCAGCUCAUUAUUCAGUCCAAUGUGAAGAUCAAUUUGAAGGGAAUAGCUGUAGGGAAUGCUCUUCUUGAUUAUUACAGUUUUAUCACCUCACCUGGCGAGUACUAUUGGUCUCAUGGCUUGAUAUCUGAUGCCGAUUAUCAACUUUUCACUGAAGUAUGCAACGGUUCUGAGAUCAUGAUCAGCAGUAUAAACAGAGAAGUCAGUACUGCUUGUUAUAAAGCAUCUGAAGAACUCUACGCACAACUUGCCCUUACAACCGGGAUUGAUCUAUACGGUGUCAUUAGUGAUGUGUGUCUAUCACCUGUUAAGUCACAAAUUGACAAGCUACAUGAACCCCUCUUGUCCAGAAUUCAAAAUUUGUCAUCUCUCCAUUCAAAACAAGAGGCUCUUAGUCAACAGCAACUUAAAGCAAAGGAACUGAUCUGUGGAGAAGGUAUCACACAAAAAUAUUUUACCAGGAAAGAUGUGCAGAAGGCUCUCCAUGCCCAGCUCCUCGGAGUCCAGCAAUGGACUUUAUGCAGCGAAGUUCUACAUUAUGAUUUUGGAAACCGAGAGAUACUAACAAUUGGUGUUGUGGGCUCACUUGUCAAGAUUGGCAUCCGAGCCUUGGUUUACAGUGGAGAUCAAGAUGCAAUAAUCCCAUUUACGGGGUCUCGGACACUGGCAAAUGAAUUAGCAAAGGAGUUGGGUCUGAAAACAACUGUGCCAUACAGACCAUGGUUUGAGGGAGAACAGGUAGGUGGAUGGACACAAGUUUAUGGUAACAAUCAGCUAUCUUUUGCCAGCAUAAAAGGAGCUUCACACACAGCUCCAUCGACGCAACCAGCGAGAUCAUUUUCACUGUUUAAGGCAUUUCUCUCAGGAAAGCCACUGCCAAACGCAUGAACUUAUCAAAAUCAUGAAUAAAAUAAGAAUGUGCUAGUAUUAUUAAUCUGCGCGUCAUUUAUUUGAAUAGCAAAGGCAUGUAUUCAUGAAAUCGCAUUAAAUAAAUAUGUAUGCACUUGUAUUAAUAAUCUGAAAACAUUCUCACAA
Messenger RNA from Quercus robur (English oak), 2034 nucleotides. RefSeq names its product serine carboxypeptidase-like 46. Gene Ontology annotation, biological process: proteolysis. NCBI's taxonomy places the organism in Eukaryota, Viridiplantae, Streptophyta, Magnoliopsida, Fagales, Fagaceae. The coding region runs from base 436 to 1887 and encodes 483 amino acids. The record is from RefSeq and is a predicted model, not a curated record. Gene Ontology annotation, molecular function: serine-type carboxypeptidase activity. Gene Ontology annotation, cellular component: vacuole. The transcript has 11 exons.